AUGCUGCAGCAAGCAGGAAUUAAGUUCAAGGCAUCGCCAGAUGAAUCCUUGCUUGACAUAAGAGCCUGGAAACCUCUCUCAAACGAGGAAGUACGGACUUCAGCCAAGAGAGCGGAGUUACUUAUGCCUCCCCUUGAAAUGGACAACGAUACUGAAUGUCUGCUCCGAAACCUCAUGGCGUUGGAGCAGUUACAUUAUCCAGGAGAAGACAAGCUUGGUGACAGUGAAGCUGUGGCGAAGCUUGUUAACGGACUUUGCCGAGAAAUGGUAGAAGAUUCCUCCAGUUUCGACCCUCUCUCCAAACUUCUGAACGAUUACUAUGAGAGCUCCUGGAACAAAAACAAGGCGUACUUGCUUGGACGCAAAGGCCUAAUCUUCUAUGAUGCUGGGAGGCACUUGGUCGUGCUUGGCUUGAGGGGAAAAAGAAAAGAGAGCAAACCCUCAGCUGUUGUUGCUUCUAUCUUGAUUGUGAUCAAAAUGCAUAAACCUUUCGACCAAAAACUUUUUGUGUUCAUUGUUCUUCUGUUGCACAUGAAACCUGAUCAUGGAUUUAUUUCAGGAGUGGAAGGGGCAAAAGUCAGGUGCACAGAAAGGGAGAGACAAGCCCUCCUUAAGUUUAAAGAAGAUCUUUUUGAUGACUACGGUAUUCUUUCUUCGUGGGGGAGUGAAGAAGAGAAGAGUGAUUGUUGUAAAUGGAGAGGCAUAGUCUGCGACAGCAAGGCUGGUCAUGUCACUUUGCUUGAUCUUCAUUCCAGGUUGGCUUAUUGGCGUACUGGAUUCCAAGGUCUGAGAGGAAUUGCUGUUGUAGCAGAAAACGCAGGGGUCCUUCUGCCUGGAAGGAAGUUUGUAUUGUUCAUCUGUUCGAAGACCAGAAUGGAAGCAAGAGUUGAUCAGUUGGAGGAAGACAUGAAAGGACUGAAUGCAAACAUGACUCUGUUGAUUUCACAGAUACAGGAGACGUAA
Messenger RNA from Dovyalis caffra, 963 nucleotides. The record is from the annotation of a GenBank genome assembly. Lineage: Eukaryota; Viridiplantae; Streptophyta; Magnoliopsida; Malpighiales; Salicaceae.